Molecule: messenger RNA, 3364 nt
Organism: Helianthus annuus (common sunflower)
Lineage: Eukaryota; Viridiplantae; Streptophyta; Magnoliopsida; Asterales; Asteraceae
Product: chaperone protein ClpB3, chloroplastic
Exons: 10
Coding region: 276-3221 (981 amino acids)
Biological process (GO): cellular response to heat; protein refolding
Cellular component (GO): cytoplasm
Molecular function (GO): ATP hydrolysis activity; ATP binding
Source: RefSeq, a predicted model, not a curated record
AAAAAAAAAAAUUAUUGUGGAUAGUAGUUAUACACUAGACAACUCUUCUCGUGUUCUCUUGAACCAUCCUCUUCCUUCACCCCCUUGUUAAUAUAACUACUUUUCUCCAUCUUCACUCAACAUUUUCUUUUCUUUUCAGAAGCUACCAGAACAAUUUCUAGAACCCUAACUUUUCCAUAUUCUCACUCCAUCUCUCUCUACUUCAAUCCUCUCUCUCUCUCUCUCUCUCUCUCUCUCUCUCUCUCUAGGUUUACACUUACACUUCUCCGGCAUCCAUGGCUACCACGGCGACCUUCUCCGGCGUCCGCAUCUCAUCCAUCUGUACCAACAGAUCAUCAUCAGCAUCAUUCGCUCAGCCGUCUGUUUCCGUCAAUUCCUUCUCUAAACCUAGACGAAUUGCUGUUCGCUCGCUGAAAUUGAAGAGUAGGAGUAGUGAGGUUUUGUUGCGCAAUCGCAUUUCCGAUAGAUUUGGCGGUAAAAGUUCUAGUUCUCGGUCCUUUGUUGUUCGGUGUGAUGCUUCGUCCAAUGGAAGGAUUACUCAACAAGAGUUCACAGAGAUGGCAUGGCAAGCAAUUGUGUCGUCUCCCGAAGUUGCAAAGGAGAACAAGCAUCAGAUUGUGGAGACCGAGCAUUUGAUGAAAGCUUUGCUGGAGCAGAAAAACGGGCUGGCUCGCCGGAUAUUCUCCAAGGCUGGUGUGGACAAUACUCGUCUUUUAGAAGCUACGGAUAAGUUCAUUCAACGCCAACCGAAGGUUAUUAGUGAGUCAGCGGGUUCGAUGUUGGGACGGGAUUUGGAAAGCCUGAUGCAGAGAGCUAGGGAUUACAAGAAAGAGUAUGGUGACUCAUUUGUUUCUGUCGAACAUCUGGUGCUUGGUUUUGUGCAAGAUAAUCGGUUUGGGAAACAAUUGUUCAAGGAAUUCCAAAUUUCAUUGAAAACCUUAAAGAGUGCAAUAGAAUCCAUCAGAGGACGGCAAACAGUAAUAGACCAGGAUCCGGAAGGGAAGUACGAAUCACUAGAGAAGUACGGUAAAGAUUUGACUGCAAUGGCCCGGGAAGGGAAGCUUGACCCUGUCAUAGGAAGAGACGAUGAAAUACGCAGAUGCAUCCAGAUUCUCUCUAGAAGAACCAAGAACAACCCUGUGCUCAUCGGUGAACCAGGUGUUGGAAAGACUGCAAUUUCCGAAGGGCUUGCUCAGAGAAUAGUGCAAGGUGACGUGCCUCAAGCGUUAAUGAAUCGAAAGUUGAUAUCUCUUGACAUGGGCGCGCUUAUUGCUGGCGCAAAAUAUCGUGGAGAGUUCGAAGAUCGACUCAAGGCAGUCUUGAAGGAGGUUACAGAAUCAGACGGCCAGAUUAUUCUUUUCAUUGAUGAGAUCCAUACUGUCGUUGGAGCCGGGGCUACCAAUGGUGCAAUGGAUGCUGGCAAUCUGUUGAAGCCGAUGCUUGGUCGUGGAGAGUUGAGAUGCAUCGGGGCAACAACAUUAGACGAGUAUCGUAAAUAUAUCGAAAAAGAUCCUGCACUGGAACGCCGUUUUCAACAAGUUUAUGUUGACCAACCGACAGUUGAGGAUACAGUUUCCAUACUUCGUGGACUGCGUGAAAGAUAUGAACUGCAUCAUGGAGUACGUAUUUCCGAUAGUGCACUUGUUGAAGCUGCAAUUCUCUCAGAUCGUUACAUCAGUGGACGCUUUUUACCAGAUAAAGCCAUUGAUCUGGUAGAUGAAGCGGCUGCUAAAUUGAAAAUGGAGAUUACGUCAAAACCUACUGCACUUGAUGAGAUCAAUCGUGCGGUUUUGAAACUGGAGAUGGAGAGGCUAUCGCUCACUAGCGAUACAGAUAAAGCUUCAAAGGACCGGUUGAAUCGGCUCGAGGCUGAGCUGGCGCUCUUGAAGGAAAGGCAAGCCGAGUUGACCGAACAAUGGGAGCAUGAAAAGAGCGUCAUGACGAAUAUGCAAUCCAUUAAAGAAGAAAUCGAUCGGGUUAAUCUGGAGAUACAACAAGCAGAGCGUGAGUAUGAUCUGAACCGUGCAGCUGAGCUGAAAUACGGGAGUCUGAACUCAUUAUUACGUCAACUUGAAACUGCUGAAAAGGAAUUAGUCGAGUAUAUGAGUUCGGGAAAAUCUAUGCUUCGUGAAGAGGUUACCGGUGAUGAUAUUGCUGAGAUCGUGAGCAAAUGGACCGGAAUUCCGCUAUCAAAGCUGAAACAAUCCGAAAGGGAGAAACUCUUGUAUUUGGAGGACGAGUUGCAUAAACGGGUCGUGGGUCAGGAUCCUGCGGUGACAUCAGUAGCCGAAGCGAUCCAACGGUCCAGAGCGGGCCUAUCUGAUCCUCAUCGUCCAAUAGCUAGCUUCAUGUUCAUGGGACCCACGGGAGUUGGAAAAACUGAGCUGGCAAAAGCACUUGCGUCUUACUUGUUCAACACUGAGGAGGCUCUCGUAAGGAUCGACAUGAGUGAAUACAUGGAGAAGCAUGCAGUUUCUAGAUUAAUCGGGGCCCCACCCGGAUACGUAGGGUACGAGGAAGGAGGACAGUUGACCGAGAUAGUACGCAGGAGACCAUAUGCGGUCAUCUUGUUUGACGAAAUCGAAAAGGCUCAUGCUGAUGUGUUCAACGUGUUCCUCCAGAUUUUGGAUGACGGCAGGGUGACCGACUCGCAAGGUCGUACAGUCAGCUUCACCAACACCGUCAUCAUCAUGACCUCAAACGUGGGCUCACAGUACAUACUAGACACUGAUGAUGACUCUGCGCCAAAAGAACAAGCUUACGAGACCAUAAAGCGGAGAGUAAUGGAUGCAGCCAGGUCAAUCUUUCGACCUGAGUUCAUGAACCGGGUUGAUGAGUAUAUAGUGUUCCAACCCCUCGACCGCUCCCAAAUCAACAGAAUUGUUCGAUUACAGUUGGAAAGGGUACAGAAGAGGAUAGCAGACCGGAAGCUAAAGAUUGAGGUAAGUGAAGCUGCGGUUGAACUUCUCGGGAGUCUCGGGUAUGAUCCAAACUACGGUGCUCGACCUGUGAAACGGGUGAUCCAACAGUAUGUCGAAAACGAGCUUGCAAAGGGUAUUUUAAGAGGAGAGUUUAAAGACGAGGACACCAUAUCCAUUGACACAGAAGUCACGGCUUUCUCCAACGGUCAACUCCCCCAACAGAAGCUAGUCUUCAAGCGUGUUGACUCACCAUCCGGUGAUGCAGCCGAGGGUCAAGAAGCAGUGUCACAAAGUGUGUAGAUUCCGAACCCAACCAACAUGUAGAUGAUAUAUAAGAUUGCAACGUUUACCAUUAGCAAUACAUGUACAACUAGCAUGCAUAAUAAACGCUUACGCUACGAGUCUUUUUGCUACUUUCGAAAAUAAAUCUACAUUAUAAUACA